Hydatigera taeniaeformis is the source of this 510-nucleotide messenger RNA. Lineage: Eukaryota; Metazoa; Platyhelminthes; Cestoda; Cyclophyllidea; Taeniidae. The record is from the annotation of a GenBank genome assembly.
UCAUUCAUGCAACAGCCAUGUGCUUCUCGACGUGUUCGCUUGAUGGUGGGUGUUGAGCCAUCGAUGCAACGGCCAUGUGUGUCUGACCAUGCUGGGAGUGAUGUGCAGACCGGUGUGGAGGUGCGUCAUCCACUUCUCCAUGGACUGCGUGACGCGAGCCGCAUUCAGCGCGACCGCACCAACAGCACCAUCACCACCCCACGUGGGGUUCGAACUCAUUUUCCCUCAACGCUUGAGCUACGAUGUUAUCAGGCUUCAUUGCGUGGAUCUCGUUUUGGGUUGUCGCAGUGGAAAGUAGGGCAGGGUGUUUAUGAGGGACAAGAGACUAACAAGGUGAAGGAAUUGGAUGAUCCCACUGGUGAAAGCAAAAAUACAGUUGAAGUGGAGCUCACAAGGCGUCCAUUGGUAGACGUAAGAAUGGCAAGUGGUGUUCGUCUAGAAGGGGCCCCACGUUUGCGCGGUCGUAAGAAGGAGAUUGGAACCUUAGAAGUUUGUCUUAAGUUGGUUUGA